Messenger RNA from Nematolebias whitei (Rio pearlfish), 3551 nucleotides. It is a transcript of the gene ppp4r3a, whose product is annotated as SMEK homolog 1, suppressor of mek1 (Dictyostelium). Lineage: Eukaryota; Metazoa; Chordata; Actinopteri; Cyprinodontiformes; Rivulidae. Gene Ontology annotation, molecular function: protein phosphatase activator activity. The record is from RefSeq and is a predicted model, not a curated record. Bases 156 to 2618 code for a protein of 820 amino acids. Gene Ontology annotation, biological process: protein dephosphorylation; DNA damage response. The transcript has 15 exons. Gene Ontology annotation, cellular component: nucleoplasm; protein phosphatase 4 complex.
CUGAGCCCUUUCAAAAGUUGCCAAAUACUGCACCGACGCGGUGAACAGGUGUUGAAAGUAAACUGAAGUUGUGGCGUUACUAGGUGAGGCAGACGUCCUGUAAGACCCAAGAAGUAAUCUGGGAAGGGGAUACAGGUAACGAAUCACCUGCCAGGAUGACUGACACCCGUCGACGAGUUAAAGUCUAUACCCUCAACGAGGACAGACAGUGGGACGAUCGUGGGACCGGGCACGUCUCCUCAGGCUAUGUAGAGCGUUUGAGGGGGACUUCUCUCCUGGUGCGAGCAGAAAGUGAUGGUUCAUUAUUGUUGGAGUCCAAAAUCAACCCAAACACAGCCUACCAGAAACAACAGGAUACAUUGAUAGUAUGGUCAGAGGCUGAAAAUUAUGAUCUGGCACUCAGCUUCCAAGAGAAGGCUGGAUGUGAUGAAAUCUGGGAGAAAAUAUGCCAGGUACAGGGCAAAGACCCUUCUGUGGACAUCACGCAAGAUGUGGUGGAUGAGUCUGAGGAGGAACGAUUUGACGAAAUGUCAUCGCCAGGUCUUGAGUUGCCACCAUGUGAACUGAACCGCUUGGAGGACCUUGCGGAGCUGGUGGCUUCUUCACUGCCAUCACCGUUGCGACGUGAGAAACUGGCACUGGCUGUGGAGAAUGAAGGCUACAUUCGCAAGCUUCUAGAACUGUUUCGUGUGUGUGAGGAUUUGGAGAACAGAGAGGGACUGCACCAUUUGUAUGAAAUAAUCAAAGGCAUCUUCCUGCUGAAUCGCACCGCACUCUUUGAGGUUAUGUUUUCUGACGAGUGCAUUAUGGACGUCAUUGGCUGUCUGGAGUUCGAUCCAGGACUCCCGCAGCCACGGCGGCAUCGAGAGUUUCUUACCAAGACAGCCCGAUUUAAGGAGGUGAUUCCCAUUUCUGAUCCUGAACUGCGUCAGAAAAUACACCAGACGUAUCGGGUACAGUACAUUCAGGAUAUGGUGCUGCCCACGCCCUCUGUUUUUGAGGAAAACAUGCUGUCCACCCUGCACUCCUUCAUCUUCUUCAACAAGGUGGAGAUUGUGGGCAUGCUACAGGACGAUGAGAAGUUCCUGACAGACCUCUUUGCACAGCUAACAGAUGAGGCCACAGACGAUGACAAAAGACAAGAACUGGUAAACUUCUUAAAGGAGUUUUGUGCAUUCUCACAAACAUUACAACCUCAAAACAGAGACGCCUUCUUCAAAACAUUGUCAAACAUGGGCAUCCUUCCUGCACUAGAGGUCAUACUGGGAAUGGACGAUGUUCAGGUGCGUGGGGCAGCCACAGAUAUAUUCUCUUAUCUAGUGGAGUACAAUCCUUCUAUGGUACGAGAGUUUGUCAUGCAGGAAUCUCAGCAAAAUGAUGACGACAUCCUCCUCAUCAACCUGAUCAUAGAACAUAUGAUCUGCGAUACAGACCCAGAGCUGGGUGGAGCAGUGCAGCUAAUGGGCUUGCUACGGACCCUGUUGGAUCCAGAGAACAUGUUGGCUACUGCAAAUAAAACAGAAAAGACGGAGUUCUUAAGCUUUUUCUACAAGCACUGUAUGCAUGUCCUCUCAGCUCCGCUAUUAGCCAACACCACAGAAGAAAAGCCCAGCAAAGAUGACUUUCAAACAGCCCAGUUGCUUGCCCUGAUUUUGGAACUGCUAACGUUUUGUGUUGAGCAUCACACGUAUCACAUCAAGAACUACAUCAUCAACAAAGAUAUUCUCAGAAGAGUACUGGUUCUCACCGCCUCUCAACACGCCUUCCUGGCACUUUGUGCCCUGCGCUUCAUGAGAAGGAUAAUUGGUUUGAAAGAUGAAUUCUACAAUCGCUACAUGAUGAGAAACUUCUUAUUUGAGCCAGUUGUCAAGGCCUUUCAAAAUAAUGGUUCACGCUACAAUCUCAUGAACUCGGCCAUUAUUGAGAUGUUUGAAUAUAUCCGCGUGGAGGACAUUAAGUCCCUCACAGCUCACAUAGUGGAGAACUACUGGAAAUCUCUGGAGGAUGUGGGUUAUGUCCAGACGUUCAAGGGCCUAAAGCUGAGAUAUGAACAGCAGCGAGAGCGGCAAGACAACCCUAAGCUAGAUAGUAUGCGCUCCAUCCUGCGGAAUCACCGCUUCCGCCGUGACGCACGGACGUUGGAGGACGAGGAGGAAAUGUGGUUUAACACGGAUGAAGAUGACCUUGAGGACGGUGAAGCAGUUGUUCUACCUUCUGACAAAAUGAAGAGUGAAGAAGACCUCAUGGAGCCCAUCAGCAAGUUCAUGGAGAGAAAGAAAUUAAAAGACCCGGAGGAUAAAGAAGUGCUGGGGAAGUCGAGCUUGUCAGGCAGGCAGAAUCCUAGCUUCAAGCUUUCCUUCUCUGGAUCCACUAAAACCAGCCUGUCCAGCCCGCCUUCAUCUGCCUCACUGAACCCCGGUUCUCCAGGAUCACCGGGGUCUCCAGGCUCAGGGGCACGAAACUCACCCCCCACCACAACAGUAACCACAAAGGGAGGUGUAGUUGGACUAGUGGACUAUCCUGACGAUGACGAAGAGGAGGAGGACGAGGAGGACGAGGACGGGGAAACUAAAGAGGAGCCUCUGCCACCUACAAAAAAGUCCAAACUGAGCUCGUAAAGAAAUCUCUGUUGCAGCUCGUACUCCGCUCGGACAGUCUCAGAACACGGACUUUACACAGGAAUGAUCAAACUUGUAGACAAAUUGAAUGAAUAAAAUUCCACCCCUCUUUGUCAGCGGGUGGCCAAAAGAGGAGCAGACUGUUAAGGAAUAUAAAGCCUCCUCAGAUUCGUCCAACUCAAAGAAGUGCCAAUCAGGAGACCGGGAGCGGAUAAAACGUCGAGAGAGGAAAAAAAAGUUUUGACGGCGAACAGAUCUCUUUAAAGAGCCGACUUGAAGUUUGGCGAUUACGCAAGUGGAGGAAAAGACCACAUACUAAUACAAAUGUACACGCAAAGUGAAAUAGCAGAGCUCACAGGCUCGGACCAUAACCCACUGCCCCCUCCCCCUGCCCCCCACUCAGGGAAGGACAUCACAGCGGCCCAGAUGGGUCAGCCAAUUCAGACCCAGAACCACCAAUUACACCUCCAUUCCCUCCCUAGAGUUCACUUCCUCACUGUUCCUUUCUGCUUCGUUUCUCUCUGCUCUUGUUUCCUUCUCUCUGUCCGUUGCUUUUUGUUCAUUUUUAAGUCGGCAUAUUUGACCAGAUUGCAGGCAGCACGAGGCGAAGGAGCUGCCCUCGUUGUCAUUUGAUGUCAUCAACGUUGACGUUCUUUCUCCGAGGAGGAAAAAAAAAAAAAAAGCCAGCAGUUUCGUCAUUUUUUUCCUUUGGUUCAUUAUUCGUCUCGAUCUUCUCGACUCGUUUUUUUCUUUUUUGUAAAUGAUGACAAAAAAUGACCUGCCUUUAAAUGUUCAGGACGUUUUCAGUCACACUUGAACAGGUUUUUAAAGACCUCAGUAGGCGAUCUAGUUUUACCCUUUUUGCCCUUUGAAACUGCAGAUUUUUUGGAGAAUUUGUAAUCCCAUCUUGAUUAAAGAUUGAGUGGAAUUCUA